This is a messenger RNA of Sinocyclocheilus grahami, 4105 nucleotides long. Its product is annotated as polycomb protein suz12-A-like. Gene Ontology annotation, cellular component: RSC-type complex; nucleus; ESC/E(Z) complex. The transcript is spliced from 17 exons. The record is from RefSeq and is a predicted model, not a curated record. The coding region runs from base 513 to 2600 and encodes 695 amino acids. Lineage: Eukaryota; Metazoa; Chordata; Actinopteri; Cypriniformes; Cyprinidae. Gene Ontology annotation, molecular function: chromatin DNA binding.
UGAAUGCAAUGUCCAAACUCGAGGUUUUAUCAGCUGUGUGGACUACAUUCAAGACGGAGGGCGGGUAAUAUUCACAGCACUUCGACUUGAGGCUGUUUCUCACAGGGCACAAAGCUUGUGGGCUUACUCUUAUAUUCUUGAUAAAUACACAGCGGGGAUACUCUCGUAAACGGACCGCUAAUCUUCACGCACUUCUUAGCUCUCAGUGUCGCGUGGAAUCCACAGUACAUCUGAUCCGAUAAGAGCUCGCGACGCGCUCGGCUCUUCACGCGGAUGAGACGUCGUUGCGUUCUUUCUACGUCUUCACGUAAGUUCACGUUACAUUUGUGUUGUCGCGAAUUCCAUCCGGUCUGUAAAACAAACUGAAGUGCCGGCGCGUUUAUGUUAACUGCUACUUUGUUGAGGGGGCGAACCGGUCUCGGCUGCUCUCCCUUUGUUUGGGCCCAGGACUCGGCUGAAUCCACCGGAGCUCCGUCUCAAACGUCUCAUUCGACCGCCAACGCUAUAUUAGGAUGGCUCCACAAAAGCACGGAUCUGGUGGAAACGGUUUUUAUGCCAACAGCGGCGCGAGCAAAGCGGCUAAUGGAGGAGCGCACGUAUCGUCCGGUGUUGUGAUGACUUCAGUCAAGCGACCCAAGAUGGAGCAGGUCCAAACCGACCACGAACUCUUCCUGCAAGCCUUCGAGAAACCAACUCAAAUAUACCGUUUUCUUCGCACAAGGAAUCUUAUAGCACCAAUCUUCCUGCACAGAUCUCUUACAUAUAUGUCCCACAGAAACUCAAGAACAAAUUCAAAAAGAAAAUGCUUUAGCGUGAAUGACCUGCUAUUCAAAGCAGAGAAGUCGAAAGUGGAUCAGGAAUCUCACAACAUGGCGUCAAACCUGCAGCUCACUUUUACUGGAUUCUUUCAUAAAACUGAGAAGCCGUUGCAGAACUCAGAGAAUGAAGAAAACUCUGUAUCGGUGGAAGUGCUACUUGUCAAGGUCUGCCACAAGAAGAGAAAGGAUGUAAGUUGUCCAGUAAAGCAAGUGCCAACAGGUAAAAAGCAGGUGCCUCUGAACCCAGACAGCAGUCAGACCAAGCUGGGAGCUUUCCCCACACUGAUCGUGCCCAGCCAAGAGUUUGAACCCAGUAACGGCCACAUGGUGAAGUCCUACUCCCUUCUGUUCCGAGUGUCUCGUCCAGGGGGGAGAGAGCACAACGGCGUGACCACCAGAGAUACCAAUGUUAUGGAAGAGCUGUCUAACAGGAAGAAGAGAUACUGCUCUAAUCAGGAUGAUAGAGAAACUAUAUUUGUGGCGCAAAUGACAGUUUUUGAUAAAAAUAGACGCCUCCAGCUUUUGGAUGGUGAGUAUGAAGUCUCCAUGCAAGAGAUAGAGGAGAGUCCUGUAGGCAAGAAAAGGGCAACGUGGGAAACCAUACUAGAUGGGAAGUGGCUUCCACCCUUCGAGACCUUUUCUCAGGGACCCACGCUGCAGUUCACUUUGCGAUGGACCAAUGACACGGCUGACAGGGGAACGGCACCAGUGGCCAAACCGCUUGCCACACGCAAUUCUGAAUCCAGCACAGUAGACAGCGGCAAGCCUAGCAAUGUGAAGCCGCCACAUGCAGUAGCUGUUAAUGAAUCAGUUGGCGCUGAUCUACCAGUAAGAAGAGAACAAACUCAUGUCGAACCUCGUCAGAAACUACGUGUUUAUUAUCAGUUCCUGUAUAACAAUAACGCACGGCAGCAGACGGAGGCCAGAGAUGACCUGCACUGUCCCUGGUGCACGUUGAACUGCCGUAAGCUCUACAGCCUCCUCAAGCACCUCAAGCUCUCCCACAGCCGCUUCAUCUUCAACUAUGUGCCUCAUCCUAAAGGAGCCAGGAUAGAUGUGUCGAUUAAUGAAUGCUAUGACGGCUCUUACGUGGGCAACCCUCAGGACAUCCACUGCCAACCUGGCUUUGCCUUCAGCCGUAACGGCCCAGUGAAAAGGACUCCAGUUACACACUUCCUUGUCUGCAGGCCCAAGCGCUCAAAGCCCAGCCUCUCCGAGUUCCUGGAGCCAGAGGAUGGAGAACAGGAGCAGCAGCGGACAUACAUCAGCGGCCACAACCGGCUGUACUUCCACAGCGACAGCUGCACGCCGCUUAGACCACAGGAAAUGGAUGUGGACAGUGAGGACGAGACGGACCCGGCAUGGCUCAGAGAGAAGACUGUUAUGCAAAUCGAUGAAUUCACGGAUGUCAAUGAGGGAGAGAAAGAGGUCAUGAAAUUGUGGAACCUGCAUGUAAUGAAACAUGGUGGCCUGGAUACUCUCCUCGUAUCACCUUACAUAUUCAUAGCUGACAACCAAAUGAAUCAGGCCUGCUUGUUGUUUGUGGAGCAGCACAGCACCACCAUCAUCGAGAAGAACCUUUGCCGGAACAUUCUGCUCCAUCUGGUCAGCAUGCACGACUUUGGUUUAGUGAAUACAGGGACCAUAGAUAAGGCCAUGGCUCACCUGAAACCGCAAAAAGAUGGCCAGGAGCAAGCCAAAACGCAAGACGAUGCUGAUGGUGGAUCCAGCUGCAAUGGUGAAACCAGUGUAUCAAGUUUAGUCAACACCCAGAAUCACUGAAACCUCCUCCUCACACUCUGCGUUGAAUUGAGUGUCAGCAGGCAUCCGAGAGCCACCAAAUUCUGCUCGCUCACACGGUUAAAGUUGAUGUCGAGUUAGAAGCAGUUUAUGUGGUUCGACAGCCACAUACUCUGCAGAUCAUGAUUUUGGCCUGAUGUCAUCAGAGUUCAAAGCAACUCUUUACUAGGUUCAAAUUACUUGAAGAUGCCUUUAGUCUUUAUGAUGGAGUGUACAAGCAGGUCAGAUUUUUCUCUUCCCACACAACCCUGUAGCUCUAGCAAAUGUUUAGCACUUGUUUUAGGUGCCUGUUUUUAAAAGGACUAUGAAAAGAUUUUGUUUUAAUAUAUUUUGAACAUCAAUGGAUGGAAAUGGCUCCUACAAACUUGCAACUAUACAAAAUAUUGUGCAUAUUUUUCACAGGGGUUGAUAAACUCAUUCUGAAAACCUUAACAUUUAAUUUUUUGCUUGUGUAUGGUUUCACCUUUUUUUUUUUUUUUUGUGGAGUUUUUCAGCAUUUCAGUUUGUGCCAUCCAAGUUUUUAAGUUGCACCACACUUUUUUUCUUUUUUUUUUGACUUGUUUUUCUUUGGAAUCUUGGAUUGAAGAACAUCUACACUGCAGAGUUUAUCAAGUUUUUCAGAGCCUUCAUUUCACUGACCUUGCAACACAAACAUACAGGUACAGGGUACUACAACGCAGUGGGGUGGCGAAGCCUUGCAGAAAUGUUUACACUUGCCUAACCCAUGGAAACAUGGACUCGAAGCAGGGUUUGAACUUUUGGUCUAAAUCAGUGCGAAAAGGUUUCAUUUAUUCUUGUUUGAGUCAUUUCAAACUGUCCAGUUCCAUAGACCGUGCAUCUGCUCUGGUGUCCAUCAAUUUAUCUCGUUUCCACUUGUCCUUCACGGUGCCCAUUUGUUUGAUUUUCAGGUGUUUCUGAAGAAACCUGUUGUAACGUGUACAUGGGUUUAGUGAUAUUACACGAUGGCUUUGCUGAAGGGGACUGCAUUCCAGAAGGAAUAUUAUUUUAGACCAAAGUGAAAUGGUUAUAAUGUUUGUCUAGUUGGUUUCAAAUCAGAAAUGUAAGUCUUCAUAGUUGUUGUUUUUGUUGUUGUAUGCAUCUGUUUUAAAAGAAAGGGAUCUGUUUGUGAAUCAUUACUGCUUUAUUUCGCUACAACUGUGCACUGGGUUAAAAAUGUUUUUGGUCAAUAUUGGAGAUCAGUUGCUUAACUGGCUGAAGCCGUUGUGUAAUUGCUAAUUUUUGCGUAACACUCAAUACAGCAACGAUUACACAUGCUGUGGAUUACUGAUGUAAAGUAAUGUCAAAAAAGAUACUUAUAUCUUGAAUUAAGAACAUUAUGAAACCUGCUUGAGUUUCUGAAUUUUGCUGAAACGUGCUUGAGGUUGCUCUUUAUUUAAAAUAAAGAUUUUUUUGUUUUACAAUUGAUACCUCACAAGUUGAUGAUUAUCUUUCAUGUUUUUCUUUUGAGUAAACAUUUACAAAUAAAA